This is a messenger RNA of Canis lupus familiaris (dog), 1756 nucleotides long. It is a transcript of the gene PIGU, whose product is annotated as phosphatidylinositol glycan anchor biosynthesis class U. Gene Ontology annotation, cellular component: membrane; GPI-anchor transamidase complex. Bases 52 to 1281 code for a protein of 409 amino acids. The transcript is spliced from 13 exons. Gene Ontology annotation, biological process: protein localization to cell surface; attachment of GPI anchor to protein. NCBI's taxonomy places the organism in Eukaryota, Metazoa, Chordata, Mammalia, Carnivora, Canidae. The record is from RefSeq and is a predicted model, not a curated record.
GGCUUUUCCGCCUCGCGUUUCCCUCCCGCCUGCGCGCCCGCCCCAGCUAUCAUGGCGGCUCCCUUGGCUCUGGUGGUGGUUGUGGCCGUGACCGUGCGGGCGGCCUUGUUCCGCUCCAGUCUGGCCGAGUUCAUUUCUGAACGGGUGGAGGUGGUGUCCCCACUGAGCUCUUGGAAGAGAGUGGUUGAAGGCCUCUCACUGUUGGACUUGGGAGUGUCUCCGUAUUCUGGAGCAGUAUUUCAUGAAACUCCAUUAAUAAUAUACCUCUUUCAUUUCCUGAUUGACUAUGCUGAAUUGGUAUUUAUGAUAACUGAUGCACUCACUGCCAUUGCCCUGUAUUUUGCAAUCCAAGACUUCAAUAAAGUUGUGUUUAAAAAGCAGAAACUCCUCCUAGAACUAGACCAGUAUGCCCCAGAUGUGGCCGAACUCAUCCGAACCCCUAUGGAAAUGCGUUACAUCCCUCUGAAAGUGGCCCUGUUCUAUCUCUUAAAUCCCUACACGGUCUUGUCUUGUGUUGCCAAGUCCACCUGCGCCAUCAACAACACUCUCAUUGCUUUCUUCAUUUUGACCACAAUAAAAGGUAGUGCCUUCCUCAGUGCUAUUUUUCUAGCCUUAGCAACAUACCAGUCUCUGUACCCACUCACCUUGUUUGUUCCAGGACUCCUCUAUCUCCUUCAGCGGCAGUACAUACCUGUGAAAGUGAAGAGCAAAGCCUUCUGGAUCUUCUCUUGGGAAUAUGCCAUGAUGUACGUGGGAAGUCUAGUGGUAAUCAUUUGCCUCUCCUUCUUCCUCCUCAGCUCCUGGGAUUUCAUCCCUGCAGUCUAUGGCUUCAUACUUUCUGUUCCAGAUCUCACUCCAAAUAUUGGUCUUUUUUGGUAUUUCUUUGCGGAGAUGUUUGAGCACUUCAGCCUCUUCUUUGUAUGUGUGUUUCAGAUCAACGUCUUCUUCUACACCAUCCCCUUAGCCAUAAAGCUAAAGGAGCACCCUAUCUUCUUCAUGUUCAUCCAGAUUGCUAUCAUCUCCAUCUUCAAGUCCUACCCAACGGUGGGGGAUGUGGCCCUCUACAUGGCCUUCUUCCCUGUGUGGAAUCAUCUCUACAGAUCUGCACUCCACCUGCCUGCCAGUACCACUCUGUGUGUCAGGUCCUCUCUGGGACUUCUGGGAGAGCUUCCUACCUGUCCUGAGAAACAUCUUUGUCCUCACCUGUAUCAUCAUCGUCUGCUCCCUGCUCUUCCCUGUCCUGUGGCACCUCUGGAUUUAUGCAGGAAGUGCCAACUCUAAUUUCUUUUAUGCCAUCACGCUGACCUUCAACGUUGGGCAGAUCCUGCUCAUCUCUGAUUACUUCUAUGCCUUCCUGCGGCGGGAGUACUACCUCACACAUGGUCUCUACUUGACUGCCAAGGACGGCACAGAGGCCAUGCUUGUGCUCAAGUAGGCCUGGCUGGGCACAGGGCUGCAUGGACUUCAGGGGGUCAAAGGGCCAGAGGCUGGGCCCAGCCCUCUAGCCAGAGUUCCCAGCAGAGGAGUCCUCAGGCAAAUGAGGUUCGAGUCCAGGGUUACAAAUCUCUGGCACCAGAGGGGAGCCAUGGCUGGCAGCAAGGCCUGUGGGGAAUAGCCAGGAGCAACUCCACUUGGACCCCCACUUUUUGGCUCUGCAUACCAGGGAACCCCCUCCAUGCUGGAAAGGGGAAGAAGCAGGUGAGCAGGAUUUGUUAGGUUGUGGCUACUUAAUAAAUCUUUUUUGUUAUGAAAUCUA